AUGGAAGAGAACUCGGCCGACCCUUCUCGGGCGGCGACCAAGCUUACCACUCAAAGCCCGUUGCUUCCUUCUCGACCUUUUCACAACGGCACCGAGAAUGGCUUCCAGUCCUCCUCACUGCCCCACUUGGGUGACUUCAUCACGAAGUUGAUCGAGGACGCGUACAAACUCCAGAGCGCGAACGCAGAACUCGAGCGCACCAAACAGCUUUUGCGAGAGGCCGAGGACAAGCUUGCUUCUUCCGAGGAGAGCAAAUCUCAUUUGAGUACAGAGAUUGACAGAACAAAGCAACAGUUGCGUCAGGCUGAGAAUGCGCUCAAGAGAGAACAGAAGAUGACCGAGCGACUCGAAGCAGACAAUAUGUCGCUCAAAGCUAGUCUGCGCAACCACCAAGACUUGUUGAACGGCACUGAGAGUCUUCGCAUCAGGGCGGAAAACACGCUGCGAGCAGUUGAGAGUCGCACAACCAUCCUCGAGGCCGUUAUCAGGAAGAAGAAUGAGGCUUUGGAGCAGAAAGAUGAGGAGAUGCAGUUCAGGAUUCACAGCUACAGAGACUACCUGAGGAAGAUUGAAGGCCAGUUUCGAAAGACCUGGUCGAUUAUCCGCCUACUCGCUGCCUCCAACUUUUGUGGGGUGAAGGACGGUCUCAUAUCUGGUAUCUUCAACAACCAUGACGUGCUUGAAGAGGGGUUAAUAUUGGCGGAGAUCACGAGGGAGAUGGAUGGGGAGUUUGUUGAGUUUGUCCGGGAAUUCAGGCGGGAUCUUCGCCGCACCAGGGGUUAG
Messenger RNA from Neurospora crassa OR74A, 783 nucleotides. RefSeq lists its product as hypothetical. NCBI's taxonomy places the organism in Eukaryota, Fungi, Ascomycota, Sordariomycetes, Sordariales, Sordariaceae. The coding region runs from base 1 to 783 and encodes 260 amino acids. The record is from RefSeq and is a predicted model, not a curated record. The transcript has a single exon.